Canariomyces notabilis is the source of this 549-nucleotide messenger RNA. RefSeq lists its product as uncharacterized. The record is from RefSeq and is a predicted model, not a curated record. Gene Ontology annotation, molecular function: DNA binding. The transcript has a single exon. The annotation marks the transcript as partial. NCBI's taxonomy places the organism in Eukaryota, Fungi, Ascomycota, Sordariomycetes, Sordariales, Chaetomiaceae.
AUGCCCUGCCCCACCAACGGCCGCGCAGGCGACCCUCCCCUGUUGCCUACAGCCCGUGGAUUCAUUGCUGAUGGCAUGGACGCCUGCGCUCUUAUCAUGGCUUGCGUACAAGGCCGCUACAGAGCUGCCACCAGGCGGCCACGUGAGCACGAGCGUGAGAGGCUAGUGGUCAGCGGCAACAUAUUUGUCUACAAACGGGACAAGAACACCAACCUGACGAGGUGGACCGACGGUGUCAACUGGAGCCCGAGCCGCCUUCAGGGCCCCUUCAUCUUUUACCGGGAGAUUCAGGAUCCGCCACAGGGUCACCGCAAGAACAACAAGGCCAAGAACCCCAAUGCCAUCGCCAACCCCAACAGCGACCGCGAGGCGUUGCGUCUCCGUCCUUUCAUUGCCGCCCUGUACGACACGUACAUGUUCAAGCCGGGUGGCCUCAUCAAGAAGUCCUUUGCGGGCAAGGUCGGCAACGACGACUGGCACGUUGUCGCCUACUACACCCUCCAAGACCUCCCCAACCUGCACAGGGUACGGGCCCUAGACCCGCACCUG